Messenger RNA from Cyprinodon tularosa, 4899 nucleotides. RefSeq names its product misshapen-like kinase 1. NCBI's taxonomy places the organism in Eukaryota, Metazoa, Chordata, Actinopteri, Cyprinodontiformes, Cyprinodontidae. The transcript is spliced from 33 exons. The coding region runs from base 92 to 3940 and encodes 1282 amino acids. The record is from RefSeq and is a predicted model, not a curated record. Gene Ontology annotation, biological process: protein phosphorylation. Gene Ontology annotation, molecular function: protein kinase activity; ATP binding.
CGUCGAAGCAGUCAGCUAAACUUCAGAAUGGAGAAGAGAGGAGGAAAAGCCGUUAGUUGGCACCGUUAGUGGACAGAAAGCCGCACCGUCCAUGUCUGUUAAACUAACAUCGACCCGCUUAUACAUAAAUAAAAAUAACAGACAGUUCGCGAUGUCGCGAGAAAACACCACGCGCAGCCUGGACAGCAUAGACCUCUCAGCUUUAAGGGAUCCAGCAGGCAUCUUUGAGCUGGUUGAGGUGGUGGGCAAUGGGACCUACGGCCAGGUGUACAAGGGUCGCCAUGUCAAGACUGGUCAACUGGCAGCUAUCAAAGUCAUGGAGGUCACCGAGGAGGAAGAGGAGGAGAUAAAACUGGAGAUAAAUAUGCUGAAAAGUUAUUCCCAUCACAGAAACAUUGCUACUUAUUAUGGUGCCUUCAUUAAGAAAGGACCUGCUGGUCAGGACCACCAACUCUGGUUAGUGAUGGAGUACUGUGGCGCCGGCUCGGUGACGGACCUGGUGAAAAAGACCAAAGGAAACUGUCUGAAAGAGGACUGGAUUGCCUACAUCUGCAGAGAGGUGCUAAGGGGUCUUUCCCAUCUUCACUCCCAUCAUGUGAUCCAUCGAGACAUAAAGGGCCAAAAUGUCUUAUUGACUGAGAAUGCUGAGGUCAAACUGGUUGACUUUGGAGUGUCGGCUCAGCUGGAUAAGACGAUUGGUCGAAGGAACACGUUCAUUGGUACUCCUUAUUGGAUGGCUCCAGAGGUCAUCGCCUGCGACGAGAAUCCAGAUGCCACCUAUGAUUAUAGAAGCGAUCUUUGGUCAUUAGGCAUCACUGCAUUGGAGAUGGCCGAAGGAGCGCCUCCUCUCUGCGAUAUGCAUCCAAUGAGAGCGCUGUUCCUGAUUCCUCGAAACCCCGCGCCCAGACUCAAAUCAAAGAAGUGGUCGAAGCGCUUCUUGUCAUUUGUUGACAGCUGCCUGGUGAAAAACCACAUGCAUCGCCCCACCACGGACGCUCUGCUGAAGCACGCCUUCAUCAGGGACCUGGCGAACGAGAGGCAGGUCCGCAUCAUGCUGAAGGACCACCUGGACCGAACCAGGAAGAAGCGAGAAAAAGAGGAUCAGGAGUUUAAAUACAGCGGCAGCGAGGACGAAGAAGAUGAUGUCACAGAGGAGGAAGGUGAACCCAGCUCCAUCGUCAACGCUCCCGGUGAAUGGACGUUAAGGCGGGAGUUUCUUCGCUUACAGACCGAAGAUCGCGAAGGAGGCAGAGAGGGGGGUCACAGAGGAGGAGGAGGGGGUCCGCAACGACAGCAGCAGCAGCACAGGCAGCAGCUGGCUGAACAGGAACGAAUCAGGCAGAUUCUGGCCGACAGACAGAGACGGGUCCAGCAGCAGCAGGAGCAGCGGCAGAGGUUGGAGAAUCAGCAGAGGCUGGCUGAGUGUGGCGUUCAGUGGGCGGAGCUUCAGGAGGUCUUUAUAGGGGACGAGUCUGAGCUCCAUGACAACAGAAUCUUGCUGGGGGAGAAAAACAGGAGGUGUGAGAGGAGACAGGAUCACGGAGGCAGGCAGCGUGAUAAUGCAUCAGUGAGGCCUCUUGACUCCGCAGCGGAGCAGAGAGCCGUGGCUCCCAACCCGCUGCUUCAGCACAAGUCCCAGCAUUCCCAGCAUUCCCAGCUUCUGCCUCCAGCUAAGCCUCAGCCUGUGGCCCAGCAUCAGCAGCCCCCGGCGAGCAGGAGGUCCCACCGCACCCUGCCCAAAGACCAAACCCAGCUCCUGUCGCUGCAGCACGACCACAGACAGAAGGAGAAGGAGAGGCAGAGGCAAAGGGAAGCGCCGGUCGCACCUGUCCAAAAGCUGACCGUUUUUAAUGGGCACAAACCCGCUGCUCUGUCUCCCGCUCGUUCUGCUGCUUCCCCCGCCGCUGCAGGCCGCCCCGCAAACACCCAGCGCAUAGCGAUGGAGCUCCAGGAAUCCCAGUUAGCCAGGGUGCUUCUGGCUGCCGGCCUUCCCAUUCAGAUGCACUCCAGGUCGGGCUCCGGAAGCAACUCCAGUCCCUGUACCCCGGCCAUGCAGAGAGCUCACCUCAGCCAGAACCCCAACCUCGCCUCCAGUCGCGACGCCCAUCACAGCAGCUCCAUGUCAGAUAUGGCCAUCUCCCCGCUGUCCCCGUUCUCCCCCACCGACAACGUCUUCUGGGACUCGGACACCCCGCCUAAAGUUCCAGAACGAACAACUUCUAAAUUCUACUGCAGAGAGCUGGUGAUGGGACACAAGAGGACGGCCUCAAGUGGCAGUCCGUUGUCGGUGUUAGAUCGGAGCGGAAGGUCUGUGUCUCAUGGAGGUUCUUCAUCAGGCAGCAACCACCCAGGCCUGUUCAAGCUUGAAAGUCCUCUGCUGCAGCAGCGUCUGCACAGGAAGACCGAUAACAGCAGUGGACAGACGCAGGGAGUAAAAGCAGCUGUGGGGCGAAGCAAGGCGGCUGAGUACUCCUCCUCCAGUGACGACGUUGGCAGCAGCGAUGAGGAGGACAGAAACAGGUCCGGCCUCUCUAAUGGAAAAGGGAAACACUUCAGAGGAAUCCCUGAUGGCAUCGUCCUGCAGCCCCACCAGAACCUGAACCAGAUGUCCCGGCUGGGAUCCGAUGAUACCUACCUGCUGCCGGACCUCCUGCAGAAAACCUCCGCCUCCAGUCCAGCACACAGCGCUCUGAGCCAGCAGCGAACAUGUGAAUUCAGCUGUUCGCUUUCCCCAACGGCUCCAGGAUCCCCCACUCUGCAGGACCUGCAUGCUGUAAGCAGUCCAUCCACCAAAAGCACCUGCUCCUCUUCCUCCCUGUCCUUCAUCGACCCAAGACUGAUCCCCAUAUCGUCGCCCCCACAGAGUCCAACAGCCAUGAAGGGUGAGCCGCUGAAGAGGGAGUUUCACAGGAAGGGCUCAGUAGUGAACGUAAACCCAACCAACAUACGGCCGCAGAGCGACAGCCCGGAGAUCCGGAAGUACAAGAAGAAGUUCAACGCUGAGGUUCUGUGUGCUGGAUUGUGGGGCGUGAAUCUGUUGGUGGGAACAGAAAACGGCCUCUGGCUGCUGGAUCGAAGCGGACAAGGGAAGGUCUACUCUCUGAUCAGCAGGCGAAGGUUUCAGCAGAUGGAAGUACUGGAGGGACUCAAUGUCCUGAUUACAAUUUCAGGCAAAAAGAACAAGCUGCGUCUGUAUUACCUGUCCUGGUUAAGGAACAAGAUCCUCCAUAACGACCCAGAAGUGGAGAAGAGGCAGGGCUGGACCUCAGUGGGAGACCUGGAGGGCUGUGUACACUACAAAGUGGUGCGAUACGAGAAGAUAAAAUUUUUGGUGAUUGCCCUGAAGAAUGCUGUGGAGGUGUACGCCUGGGCCCCCAAACCCUACCAUAAGUUCAUGGCCUUCAAGUCCUUCAGGUCCCUGCCUCAGAAACCGCUGUCAGUCGACCUGACAGUGGAGGAAGGUCAAAGGUUAAAAGUCAUCUACGGCUCCUUGUCUGGUUUCCACGCCAUCGAUGUCGACUCUGGAACGCCGUAUGACCUCUACCUGCCAACACACAUCCAGGGUCCGGUCCAUCCUCAUGCCAUCAUCAUUUUGCCAAACAAAGCCGGAACAGAAGUUCUGGUUUGCUAUGAAGAUGAAGGCGUCUACAUCGACACCUACGGCCGCAUCACCAAGGACACGGUUCUGCAGUGGGGCGAGAUGCCUACAUCCGUCGCUUACCUUCAGUCCAACCAGGUGAUGGGUUGGGGAGAAAAGGCCAUAGAGUUGAGGUCUGCCAACACAGGGAACCUGGAGGGAGUCUUCAUGCACAAGAAGGCCCAGAAACUGAAGUUCCUGUGUGAGAGGAACGACAAGGUGUUCUUUGCUUCGGUGCAGUCCGGAGGCAGCAGCCAGAUCUACUUCAUGACGCUCGGACAGAACUCUCUUUUCAGCUGGUAGCCGUCGCAGCCGUCUCUCGGGCUCUAGAUCUUUCUUCAGGAUUAGAUUUGUACUGAACCAAUCAGAGGGCAGGAUUUACAGAUUAGCCUUCUUCUGCUUGAAUCCAUCCAGUGCAGCCGUCGGGACCUCAGAUUCCCAGAAAGGUAACUUUAGCUGAUUGCCGCGUCGCUUGAAGGCAGAGCUAGCAGCGCCUUAAUGAGAUAGCAGCAAAUCUUAAUGUGUAGACCUCAGAUCCGUAUGAGAGGUUGAUCUACAGCCGCUGAAGAAGAUUCGGACUUCAUCGUGUAACAAGUUCCUGGACAUCCGUCCACAUCGAACCAUCAGUAUCCGUUCGAUGGAUCACCAGUCGGCUGAUGGGGAGCACGCCCGUUUUUUGACGUUUGCUUAGACUUCCCAUCUGCCAUACCUCAAAGAUGUUUGAAAUUAACGACUUUUAGAUAAUCCCACCCUAAUUUAUUCUAGUAAACAUGAGCCUGUGAACUAUAGGAAGUUUAUCUUCAUGUUAGGAUAAUGUGACACCAUCAUUUAGAUACAUCAGCAGCCUUUAAAACAGACAGAAAUCUGAUAAUUAACUGGAGUUUAUCAAUAAAUUAAACUUUUUAUUAGUGUAUGCUGAAUAGUCUUCCUCCUCUAACAGUUCACUAUCAGUUAAAAUUAUUUUUACAUAAGAAGGACCAAAAAUGUAACUGCUUUGAAAUAUGGUGAUUAGUAACAGUCCACUGUUACUAUUUUCUGUACAGCUUAAGAUUUAUCUAAAAUGCACUGUUUUCUAAAUGUUUUACAAAUCAAAAAGCCAUCUGUAUUUCCCUGUACAGAGGGUAAAUAAACAGGCUCAUAAAUGUGAAAAACUCAGAACAGACUGUGUUACUUCAGUGAUUUUUAAAUGUUUUUCCUAGUGUUGAAUAGGAGCCACUGACCAUAAAGCUCUUUUCGGGGUUUCAUUAAAUUAAUUAUCUUUG